UGGGACAGCUACCGUCAACCAGCGGGGAGAGGAGAGAGCUUGGUGCCAGUAGGGCAGAGGACAGAGCUGCGAGAGAGAAAGGAGCAGAGUACAGGAAGAGAGGAGGAGAGGAAGACACGCACGGAAGAGUGCGAGAGGGGCUAGGAGGAAGAGAAAGUAAACAAGAGUUACAGAAGAGCCAUAAACACAGAGAAGAGAACAGAAGAAGAGAAGAGAAGAGAAGAGAAGAGAAGAGAAGAGAAGAGAAGAGAAGAGAAGAGAAGAGAAGAGAAGAGAAGAGACUUCCAGCCAGUGGAAAACAACAGAUUAUAGCUGCAGCCAGUCAGUGAAGGAAGUGAGGAAGGACGGAAGGCAGGAAGGAAGGCAGGAAGCAGUCACAAACCAACUAAACAAGCAAGCAAGUAAACAACCCAAGCAGUGAGCGUGUGCGGCCGACAAGUGCAUUAUGGGAGGCCAGAAAGAGAAGAUGGUCCAGAGCCAGGGAGGAGGAGGAGGAGUAGGUGGUGAGGAGGUCCAGACGUGCUGUGGCUGCCGCUUCCCGCUGCUCGUGGCCCUGCUGCAGCUGCUGCUGGGGGUGGCCAUCGCCGUCCUGGCCUUCAUCAUGGCCGCCACCAGCCCCUCGCUGCUGGUCCGGGAGACCCCACACUGGGCGGGCAUCAUCAUGUGUGUGGUGUCUCUGCUGGGGUUUCUCCUCUAUCUGAUCACAUACCUGCCUGAUGAGAGGACGUCCAUGCAGUUUGUUGCCAAGGUGCUCUACUUCCUGCUGUGCUCGGCGGGCGUGGUCAUCUCGGUGUUGGUCAUCGCAUACCAGGGCCACCACUACUCGCAGGCCACCGGCUUCAGCUGCCGCGAGCGCGGCGAGGACUGCGUCUGCACGCUGGACCCCCUGGACCCCAUCGCCCGCGUCUUCAGCUACGAGGGUGUGAGCGACUGCGCGGCUAUCACGGACACGCUGAAGCUCUACUUCCUGAUCCAGAUGGUGCUGAACCUGGCCCAGGCGCUGGUGUGCGCCGUGGGGGCCUUUGUCAUGUGGAAGCACCGCUACCAGGUCUUCUUCGCCGGCCUGCAGGUGGGCUCGCCCUCUGCUCAGCACUGGCAGAAGGUCUGAGGAGGAGGACGCUGACUGCUGGAUGGGAUGGGGGCAGCAGGGGUGCAGUUCCAUAGGGUGGGGGUGGGGGUGAGGGGCAUUUUCUGAAACACAUGCAUUGUCCCCUCAAUAAAACAUUAAAUUACCCUAGUAGAAUUAGAACAAUAGUAUGUACAUUCACAAAACAAAACAGAAAAUGUUGCCCCCCCCAAGUCAUGACAUUGGGUCUGCACUAAAGUGUACACCGAUGUGUGUGAGUGUGUGUGUUUGUGUGUUUGUGUGUGUGUCCCUGGCUGGGGUUGCAGUAAUUUAUAUCCCACCUAUGAUAUCCCUCGUCUUUAUAUGAACCUGUGUGUGUGGUUGAGGUUAAGACCUCAAAUAACAUCAACAACAUAAAGUAUUUUCCCCAUAUUUUCUAAGUUGUCUCUCUGCACAACCUUUCCAUUUUUUAAAAUCUGUUAAUGCUGGUCCCUGUGGCCAGCACAGAAGCACUGGCAUUUCUGUCCGACGAAAGUAAUGACGCAAUAUUAGCCCCCUGUUUAGCAACGAGAAUGGUUUCACUGUAGUGAGGGACUGGGGACAGCACAGGUGUGUAUGUGUGUACAUGUGGACAGAGUCAUAUAAAGUAGAAGUAGAAGUACUCUUACAGAUGUAAUUACAACACCAUGGUUUCAACUUUGUAAUAUCAUACCACUAGUGUUAUUAUUACUUAGUACUUCUACAUCUACUUCAUACAACUAUGUGUGUGGGUGUAUGUACUGUAUGUGCAUGUACUUCAUGCCUUCUGUUUUUUUCUGUUUGCCUUCUAUUUUCUUUUCUUUUUACUUAAAUCAAAGCAGUCAUACAAUACUAACAGAAUUGCCUUAUUCAACUUUCAAACAAAUAUAUCAUGUUUACAUUGUAAAUCCAAAUAUACAGUAUGUAUUGUGAAUCUCACAAAACAGCCCUUUUGAAUAUCUGCACCUUUAACUCUGUGCUUUUAUUUUGACAUCCUCCUAAGCUGUAUAAGGCACAACAGCUGAAGGAAGCUUGCCAAAGAGGCAGUCAGGCAGAAGUGAGACCGUCUUGGGGAUUUAUUGUGUAAAACACUUUUCAUUUCACAUACAGGCUUGUUGUGCUGUGCUGUCUUUAUACAUAUUUACACCAAAUGAAGUUGAGUUAGGCUGUUUCGCUUGGGUUUGCUUUGCUGUUGAAUUCUUUAUUGAUUUCUUAUGAAGUUGUGCUAUUUAUUUUUCAUUUUCAAAGGCUUCAAAGGGUAAGUCAUUGGUGCAACAGCAGCAGCGUUUGUUUUUCUUUCCUUUUGUCUUUUUUUCUGAUUUAAUCGUAAAAUCGAACACAACAAUAGCAGCAGCAGCAGCAGGCAGUGCUGCGAGGAGGGGCCAGGCCAGACUGGGAAGACAUGUGGCCAGUCCGCUGUUCUGGUUUGGUGUGGAGUCAUGAUCCAGGCUGCCACUGACUGGAGCCCUCGGCUGCCAAUGCUACCACUGCCGCCACCUCUGUAGCCAAAUAGAGACAGGGAGGGAGACAUGCCGGCAGGGGGCCUUAGGGGUGCAGAAGGGGGUACUCAGACAGCCCACUGUGCAAACCCAUAUGAAAAAGAUAUACAGGAGGCUAAUAUAAAAACUUACAUGCCCCUACAAAUGUUAUAAAAUCUUACAUAGGACAUGGGGGCCACUUUAUGUGGCUUAGUUACUGUAUGUAUAUAUAAGGAAAAGGAGGAAUGGACCACUUUUAUAGUAUGUGCCACAAAAUAAAUUUAUAAUCCAUAUCAUUUUGCAUAUGUUUUGUAUACGUUUAUCUUUUCCAUAUGGGAAGCCUCACCUCAUGGAUUAACAACACUCAACACUGCCAAGCUGCUGAACAGGCAGGAAACUAAAGGGCUUUUGGCUUCAAAUACACUGUGGGUUGUGGGCUUAGAGUGGGAAUGUGGCUUAGAAGGAGUCAUCUCAAGAGUCAAAGAGUCUGUUUAAGAUUUGUUUUUGACACUUUUAUUUUUGGGUCGGUGUAGGGAUUGAUUGAUUCAAUCUGGCAAUGAUGACGGAUACAGAUAAAUGAAUCAACAGGUCUGUGCAAUGUUUAUAGAAAUUAGUUGACGUCUGUCUGUCUGUAGAGGUUUUUUGUUUGUUUGCUGUGUCUGUCCACAGGCAGAUGCUCUCAUUGCAUCAGUUAAGGAUUGUGAGUCCAGUGUGAGUCAAAUGCCUUGUACAAGUUAUACAAGCACUGGUGAUCACACAGCUCACUCUGCAUCCAUUCUCUUUGUAUGACUCAUUUUUUAUUAUCAUUAUUUUUAAUAAAAGAUUAUAUGUGAGCCUUACAAUGCCCAAUGUAAUUAGUUUUGACUGCUCUGUAAUCUUUCUCUGUGUUCCCACGGAUCUCUCAUCUCCUCUUCAGUUGGGCCGCCAUGAGGGAUACCUCAACUUCUCUACAGUGGUGAUUUUCAUUAGCCUCGAACACCACACUGUUUCUCAACCUCCAGACUUAGGCAAUGUGCAGUGUACUUUCUCCAUCAAGGGUGGUUUUAAGUGCCCCAAAACUUGGGCAACAUAUUUUUUCUUUUCCAAAAUGGGGCCCACAUCUUUGGCCUAAAUGCUGAGAGAACGUGGUGCAGAUGGUGAAAGACAGUUUUUUUUGACUGGGUGAAUGAAAAUAUUCUCAUUUGUCAAGUUAGUCAAAAGAACUAAGUUAGAGAGAAUUUUGAAGACAUUUCACCCUUCAAGAAAAAAGCCCCUUCAGGUCUCAAGUUCAAUAUUCAAGAUUCAAGAGUUUAUUGUCAUUGUCAAAAAGGCAACGAAAUUGUUUUGAGAUUCAAGAUUCAAGAGUUUAUUGUCAUUGUCAAAAAGGCAACGAAAUUGCACAGAUAGUCAAAGGGGAUUAAUAUAAUAUGCCAUUGCACUUUCCUGUGUCGCCCAGCCUUUGGAUCGGACCCAAACACAUCCAACUUCUAGAUGUACGCAUCCUAGUCACUCUAAAAUGAUGCUAGGGAGCAAGACUUUAAAAUCUGAAUGGAUUUUUGGACUAUUGAAGGUCCAAAAAGAAGUCCAGUUGCUUACAAUCGUAGUCCUUUGACUAAGGGGCUAUUUCAACGUGGCAGGAUAUUUUUGAAAACAUAUUGGUUUUUGACCUUCCGUUUCCACGUAAACAGAGUUUUAAAGUCCACAUAUCAAAAAUCUGGCUUAAAAAAUAUCCCAUUUAGGGGGCAAAAAUGCUCCUGUUUAAAUGGAGUUUUUAUUUUUAUCCACAUGUUGCGUUUACACCUAAACAGGAGAAAAAAAAAAUAUCCACAUUUAAAAAUAUCCUGCUACCUGGAAAUAGCACCUAAGAUGACCUACCGGAUGAAUGGGACUCUUCAGACAGAAAGUCAAGGACUUUGCUAGGGUGGAAGUCAAGGCAUUGUAUGUUCCAGUGUCCACUCAGGGCUGAAAUGGGACAAAAAGAAAACGGUCUGGGCAUUUUUUGUUUAGACAGGCCCCUCACCAAAGAUUUAGGGUAAUAAUUAAGUACAUAAAUAUAAGAAUACCAGAGGUGUCAAAAGUAAAAAUAAAAGAAAAGCACAUUCAUGGUGUAAGUACAACAUUAGCACAUGAUAUGACAUAUAUGUUACACCCCAUCUACUCCAUUGGACCUAGUGAGGUAGAGGUAGAGAUUUUGUUGAUUUUGUAGAGAUGUUGCAAGUCUACUGGCUACUCCGAUAGGUUACCUGGCUUUGGAAGUAAACUGUUUUGUAAACUUUUACUCUUAACACCUUGGAAGAACACAAGCCAUCAAGUAGUAUUUACCCCUUGAUAUAGCUAAUAUGCCACCUGUGUGUAUAGGUAUGCUGGCCAUGGCCACUCUGGCUGUGGGAGGGCUGGCCAAAAAGCCACCAGAGGGCCAUCGGGCAUUUGCCCUGUUUGUGUUAUCGCCAGUCCAGCCUUGCACCCAGCAUAGGGAUCCAACUUGAGGCUACCAUGUUGCCAGGUCAGUGGGGGUCAGGGUACACAUACUGCCAUCAUGGUAGUGAUGUGUAGGAUGAUGUCAUUGAGGAGGGAUAGGAGCCUUAGGAGGGGGUCCUUGCUGGGUUGGGGGUAAUAUUUAGAUGCUUCCUGUAUGACACAAGGGAGGCUAGCGCACUGUGCUGCGAAGGGAAACAGAAAGCUGGAAGCUGGCAAUGGUUGGGCUUACAAAGUCAAAGUCAAGGUUUGUCAUCAACAUCUAUGUAACAAGUGCUAACACAGCACAAGCAGUUCAGUUUUUUUCUUCUUUUUUUUCUUCUACAGUAAAAUUUGCCGUACUCGUUCAACACUCACAGAGUAGGACUAACGAGAUGAGAAAUGGGUAAAUUUGACUCUAAAAGAGUUUCAUUCACACAGCACAGCUUACUUUGUGUC
This is a messenger RNA of Engraulis encrasicolus (European anchovy), 5454 nucleotides long. It is a transcript of the gene sspn, whose product is annotated as sarcospan (Kras oncogene-associated gene). Gene Ontology annotation, cellular component: sarcolemma; dystrophin-associated glycoprotein complex. Bases 446 to 1108 code for a protein of 220 amino acids. The record is from RefSeq and is a predicted model, not a curated record. The transcript has 3 exons. Lineage: Eukaryota; Metazoa; Chordata; Actinopteri; Clupeiformes; Engraulidae.